Suillus subaureus is the source of this 288-nucleotide messenger RNA. RefSeq names its product Pre protein translocase Sec Sec61-beta subunit. Gene Ontology annotation, cellular component: Sec61 translocon complex. The record is from RefSeq and is a predicted model, not a curated record. The transcript is spliced from 3 exons. NCBI's taxonomy places the organism in Eukaryota, Fungi, Basidiomycota, Agaricomycetes, Boletales, Suillaceae. The annotation marks the transcript as partial. Gene Ontology annotation, biological process: intracellular protein transport.
UCUGAUUCUGAAAGCUCAAGCCAUGCCGUUAGCCCCAAGGUCGGUACUGUUGCAAGACCGCCAGGUGCACAAGUUCGGCGGAGGGCUGCAAACACGCAGGUAAAACCGAAUUCAACGCGUGCAGCAGGAGCUGGCGGCUCUUCAGGGACAAUGCUGAAACUUUACACUGACGACUCACCAGGGUUGCGAGUAGACCCAUAUGUCGUCCUGAUUCUCUCGUUGGCGUUCAUUGGAUCUAUCUUCUUUUUGCACAUUUCCGCUAAAAUAAUCCGGUCUUUCACCAAGUGA